AUGACUAAGAAUACAAAGAGUGUUCGAAUAGCCAGCGACACGAGAAGUCAAGAGCCUAUUUUGAACGAUGGUGUCAACCAGCGGCGUGGGAAAGCAAGUUUGCCUUAUGAGCUCUACAAUGUGGGCUGGAUAUGCUCUCUUCCUAUUGAGUUAGCUGCCAGUAUAGCCAUGCUCUCAGAUAUCCAUGAGCCCUUGCCGGGCAAACAGCAUGACAGCAAUACAUACACCUUGGGCCAUAUUGGUCCGCACAACAUCAUUAUCUGCUGUCUCCCCUCCUAUGGAACGAACAAUGCGGCAGUGGUAGCAAGCAAUAUGCGCCGCACGUUUCCCGGCAUUCAAUUCACGAUGCUGGUUGGCAUUGCUGGCGGAGCCCCUACCAACGUUGAUAUCCGACUUGGAGACGUCGUGGUGGGCACUCGGGUAGUGCAGUAUGAUAUGGGGAAGACUGUGGAAAAUGGGAAGGUACAACGGACCGGAAGUCUCAAUGGUCCUCCACAAAUUCUGUUAACUGCCAUUGCAAAGCUUCAAGCACAAAGCAAGUCAAGACAGAACAUACUGGCUCUCGUACUUUCUGAGAAGGGUUUCUACCGGCCUGAUCCUGCAACCGACCUCUUAUUUGAGAGCACGUAUGAACAUACCAACUUGGACAGUACCUGCAGAUCCUGCGAUCUGUCGAUGCUAGUGCAGCGGCCACAGAGAGAUGGCGAUGAACUAAAGAUUCAUUACGGAGUAAUUGCUUCUGGGAACCAGGUUAUAAGACAUGCUAUCACCCGAGAUAUACUAGCUGAGGAGCUGGGCAUGUUGUGUUUUGAGAUGGAAGCUGCAGGAAUCAUGAACACCUUACCCUGCCUCGUUAUCCGUGGUAUAUGCGAUUACUCAGAUUCGCAUAAGAACAAACACUGGCAGGAGUAUGCGGCGGCCGUCGCAGCUGCUUACGCUGCAGACCUUCUGUCGUUCGUUCAUGCAAGUGAUAUCAAUACGGGCUCCCCCAUUUUUACAAGUGACCACGACAGCAACAUCAACUGGAGCUUGGGUGGUAAUGCUCGCGGUGGUGACGCGUACGGCGGGAAUGCAUCAGGAGGCAACGCUCGUGGGGGAGACGCCCGUGGGGGAGAUGCUCGUGGGGGCGCUGGAACUGGGGGUAAUGCUCGAGGCGGUGAUGCGUCAGGCGGCUUUGCUCGCUGGGUGGGUCAGUAUGGAGGCGAUGCUCGGGGAGGGGAUGCCCGUGGGGGAGAUGCCUGGGCUAACAUGUUUGAAGGGUAA
This is a messenger RNA of Fusarium tjaetaba, 1263 nucleotides long. Its product is annotated as Pfs domain protein. The transcript has a single exon. NCBI's taxonomy places the organism in Eukaryota, Fungi, Ascomycota, Sordariomycetes, Hypocreales, Nectriaceae. The coding region runs from base 1 to 1263 and encodes 420 amino acids. The record is from RefSeq and is a predicted model, not a curated record. Gene Ontology annotation, molecular function: catalytic activity. Gene Ontology annotation, biological process: nucleoside metabolic process.